Molecule: messenger RNA, 834 nt
Organism: Mesocestoides corti
Lineage: Eukaryota; Metazoa; Platyhelminthes; Cestoda; Cyclophyllidea; Mesocestoididae
Source: the annotation of a GenBank genome assembly
UUGCACCGGCUUCUACAGUCUUGUUGUGGUUUAACUGGGUCGCCGCGUCAUUUAAGAGCGUCACCAGCGGUUUGCGGACGAACAUCUGUGGACGUGGAUGCCUCAAGCGUGACUGCGGGCGUCACGCAUCCACCAUCACAUGGAACUCCAGCUAUUAACAUCACCACCACCGCCAACAACACGACCAGCACUCCGCUAAAGUCCUCUCUGAAGAAUGUGCGUGUGCAAGAAGUGGAUCUGAGAUCCAAGUCGGAAGACAGUCGUGCGGAUCUAGACCACAACGUAGCACAGAAAAAGACGUCCAAGGUUACAGUGAAGCCUCAGGUGUUAGGUCCACCGAAAUCUCCCGAAAACAGUGAUUGGGAUAGCAGUGAUGAUGAUGAUGAUGAUGGUGAUGAUGAUGACUUUAAACUGCCGAGUCUGAAAUCCCAAGCACCGAGCCGUCAAGUGUUUCAGCGACCACUUGACGAGGAGAUGGAGGAGGAAGAAGACAUCGACGACAUAUUAGGUGGCCUGUCGCCAGGUCAUUCGGUUAAGUUUCGUGAUAGAAACCCUACCGAAAACUUCAACAACAACGCCACUGAAGCCAAGGGCGCUGACAAAAACGACGACGUCGACGACGUGAGCGUGUCCUCUCUCCUAGACGACGAAAUCUCGAAAAGUCGCGUCAGCCCGAUUCGGCCGAAGACGAGUCGUGGUGGACGCACACCCCUGGCGCCGGGAAGUGGAAGCUUCCGCAGCAGUGGCACUAUUGUCUCCCCUCUGUGUCCGGGCGCUAGCUACACAAUUAGCACCAGCCAAUGGGACACGACGGCCUCUCAAGGUAGGCUCUGA